AUGGAGGAAGAUGGCGAAAAUGUCACCGUCGUUCCCAACCUGCUUCAUUUCCACGCUAUGGACCCAGAUGAAUACAAUACACCCCCUGAAGUCCCGAUUGUUAUCGACAAUGGGUGCACAACCUAUCGGUUUGGCUUCAGCAACUUUAGCACGCCGUACACGAUCCCAAACAUCUACUCCCGCUAUCGAGAACGGAAGCAUAACCUUCAGAUAGCGCUAUUCGGGGACAAUGUCGAGGUCGAGAGUGGCGCCAAAACGCAGAGCAAGACGGCUUGGGAAGGCGACAUUCUCAUCAACUUUGACGCGAUGGAGAACGCGCUCGAUUAUGCGUUCUGCAAACUUGGUUUGGAUACUCCCUCUGUGCUGCACCCUGUCAUCAUCUCUGAACGGUUGUGCACGCCCAUGUACUCGAGAUCUGUGCUGAACGAGCUCCUUUUUGAGGGGUACAAUGUCCCCAAGGCAGGGUAUGCCAUCGACGCGCUCAUGUCGUUUUAUCACAAUACGCCAAAUGAGCCAAAGCGCGACGGUGUUGUGAUUAGUUUCAACUCUGCUUCGACUUCGGUUAUACCCGUCCUCAAUGGUCGAGGAAUUCUCGCCAAUGCCAAACGAAUGCCAUGGGGUGCCAGUCAAGCGUCAGAAUUUCUCCUAAAGCUGAUUCAGAUGAAGUACCCAUAUUUCCCAACCAAAGUCACUCCUCAACAAUCGGCGUGGAUGCUGAGAACAUCAUGUAUGUUCUCCCCUGACUACAUACAAACUCUACGUGAAUUGGGCACACCAGAGGGCAUGCGGCUGCGUGAUCUUAUCAUUCAGUUUCCUUUCGUUGCACCAGAGGAAAAGACGGCGGAAGAGCUUGCAAGGCAAGCUGAGCGGAAAAAGGAAGCCGGACGCCGACUACAAGAAAUGGCCAUUGCAAAGCGCAAAGAAAAGGCAUUUAUCUCGAAUUAUGGAAACGCGUUGGCAUUAAAGGAGCGAAUGAAGGCUGGCGAAAUUGCUGGGGAUGAAUUGGACGCCGAAUUAGAGCGACUUAAUUAUGACGACGUUGGACACCUCAACAACGCAUUGAAGAACAUGCAGCAAGCUAUGAAACGAGCGAGGAAAAAGGAAGGUGAAGCAGAAGAUGAAGAAGAGGAAGAGCCCACUUAUCCACUGGUCGACAUACCGGACGAUCAGUUGAGCGAGAACAGCCUCAAGGAGAAGAGGAAGCAAAAGCUAAUGAAAGCCAAUUCUGACGCACGCAAGCUCCAGAAAGCACAGCGCAUGGAAGAGAAGAGGCUAAAGGAGGAGCAGGCGCUACGCGAGCAGGAUGAGCGUGAUCGAGACCUGGCGGGCUGGUCAAACAAAAUGAGAGCUCAGCACGAGACUAUUAUGCAAAAAAUGCAAGCUCGCAAGCGUCAAAAGGCGGCUCUCCAGGAUCGAAAGUCGGCUGCUUCACAGUCACGGAUGAAAAAUGUCGCUUCAUUAGCCGUCGAUAUUCCAGGUCCUCGCAAAAGAAGAAAAGGAAAUGAAGAUGAUACCUUUGGAGCAGAUGAUGAUGAUUGGCAGAUUUAUCGCAAAAUUAACACCGGAGCUCCAGAUGAAUCGGAAGAGGAGGAUCUCGCACGACUAGCCGUGAUAGAGAAGCAACUUCUCGAGCACGACCCCAACUUUACAAUGUCGGAGACCUACGCAUCCCUUUCCACUGCCCGUUCAAAGCUCUUGGAGGCAUUUCGACCUGCAUAUCCCGAGGACGACGUCAGGGGCCAUUCUCGUAUACACCUCAACGUCGAGAGAUAUAGGUGCACCGAGACCUGGUUUCAGCCUGGAAUGGCUGGACUCGACAGCGCUGGUUUAGGCGAGCUGGUCCAAUUUGUGCUCAGCCGAUUCAAGUCCGCUCAAAGGGCGCGGAUGGCUCAGAACAUCUUCCUCACUGGCGCACCGGCUGCGUUCCCGGGCCUAUCCUCACGGGUCAAGGAUGUCGUGCAAGAAGUGCUUGAGCCAGGUACUCAAAUCAAAGUGCGUGUCGCUGAAGAUCCGUCGUUGGAUGCAUGGCACGGCAUGGCUAGGUUCAGCGAGACCGCAGAGUUUCAUCGGGUGGCCGUAACGCGGCCAUUGUACGACGAGCACGGACCAGAAAGAAUCAACCGGUGGUGGGGUUCCAACUGGGUGUAG
Molecule: messenger RNA, 2148 nt
Organism: Serendipita indica DSM 11827
Lineage: Eukaryota; Fungi; Basidiomycota; Agaricomycetes; Sebacinales; Serendipitaceae
Source: the annotation of a GenBank genome assembly